Molecule: messenger RNA, 240 nt
Organism: Prunus armeniaca (apricot)
Lineage: Eukaryota; Viridiplantae; Streptophyta; Magnoliopsida; Rosales; Rosaceae
Source: the annotation of a GenBank genome assembly
AUGCUUCCUCUAAUUGCACAUUCAGCACAGCCAGCUUCUUAUGUCUUCACUCAAUUUGAAACACCUCCCGAGCUGACCGGAAAUAAGAUUCGUUUCCACGGUCCCCUUGGCAAUGCUAUUGUCAAGGGACCGCCAUAUGCUGUAAAAGUGGCCUCCACCACCAGUAUUAGCUCAACUGCUCAAGCCACCAAAUUAAGAGGUUCCUCCGACCAUACCUCAAAUCACUUUCUCCCAAUUUAA